AUGAAUAAUGCGAUUUCAAAGACGCUAGACGUGGUGACGACAGAUGCCAUUGUGUGGAGACAGUUGGCUAGACGUCUGCUAGCCGUAUACGGAGUUUCUGGAGUGAUGGCGCUCUUGAAAUGGAAGGUUUUCAUUGAGUCGUCCAGCCAAAAAAGGGUCCGGUUGUUACUGCGAGGAUUUCAAAAUGCAUCGUGGGUGUGCGGUUUGAUUAGUGUGUUUCCGUUAGCGCGCCGAAUCUUCCGAAACAAACGCAUUUCGUUCAAUGCUGCGUUGCUGACUACCACGCAACUGGAGAUACCACCAUGGCUAAGCACCUACGUUUUGGUCGAGUCCCUGGCGGACUGGACAAAGAGUUUGAGCUUUGUACAGCAUUUUUUGCUCCAGCUAAGUGAACCCACAUCGAAUACGAUAAGACAAGUGCUUCUAUCGCUGGUGAUACCCUGGUUGCGCUACGGUCGUUCGUCGCGCAUCCAGUCUAUUAUGUUUGAACGCAAACCGCUGUGGAGAGAUUUCGCCAGCCUUUUUUUACUUUGGAAUUCCAUAUCGCUAUACCAAUUCUUCAAGUCUUCUCUGUAUCGAAAGCAGCGCCAGCAGAAACGUCAAAGUAUCGACGAAGAACGCGUUCGCGACUCCUACACAUUGAACUCUCGCCUUUUCAAAGAUAAGCUAAAAGAAAUCAAUGAGAUCACCACAUCCAGAAGUCUGCGAGAAAAAGUAAUCAGUUGCUGUUUCGGCGAAAACCUUCAGGUUUCUAUCAAAUGGGCCGCCUGGAGGCAACUGCUCUGGUCAUUACUUGGUACCAAUCAGAAAGUGUGCUCCAAUCUACAAAUGUCGGCUAUGCUGAUGCUCGGGUUCUAUGUGCUGGAUAGUGAGAACAACCAGAUGUUUGUACGACCGGGAGUCCUCCGGUACAUGGUGAGAUUUUUGAUCACCGAUAAGAUGCGGGCUAAGCCGCAUUGGCAAACUAUUGCAUUUUGGAUUGGAUCCAAUUUAUCGUAUCAAAACCAGAGCCGUCAGCGGCAGAUCAUAAAUUUGCCAGAACAGAGCUAG
Molecule: messenger RNA, 1050 nt
Organism: Lachancea nothofagi CBS 11611
Lineage: Eukaryota; Fungi; Ascomycota; Saccharomycetes; Saccharomycetales; Saccharomycetaceae
Source: the annotation of a GenBank genome assembly